AUGGAUAUGAAUGGCGACGCGAGUGCGAAACGCAAGCGCAGUUCCAUUGGUCCCGCCGCGGACCGCGCGCCCAAGCAGCUGAAACCCGAGGGUUCAUCCUUGACCCCCGGUGACACCACCCCGGCCAAUGGCACCGUGUACGAUAUCGAAGAUGAAGAGGAUCCCGGUCGGUUGUCGGCUAUCGGACCCGCGCAAGCGGAUUCGCCGGAAUGGCAAGCCACUAUUGAGCAGGUCGUGAAGAGCGUGGUGUCGAUUCAUUUCUGUCAGACUUGCUCGUUUGAUACCGAUCUGUCGAUGAGUAGCCAGGCUACUGGAUUUGUGGUUGAUGCGGAGCGUGGGUAUAUCCUGACCAACAGGCAUGUCGUGUGUCCUGGUCCGUUCUGGGGUUACUGUAUCUUUGAUAACCAUGAGGAGUGCGAUGUCCGUCCGGUUUAUCGCGAUCCCGUUCACGACUUUGGUCUUUUGAAAUUCGACCCGAAAGCAAUUCGGUAUAUGAAACUGGCGGAGUUGAAGCUGCAGCCGGAUGGGGCGCGCGUGGGUUCGGAGAUCCGCGUCGUCGGUAACGAUGCGGGAGAGAAACUGAGUAUCUUGUCUGGUGUCAUCAGUCGGCUGGACCGCAACGCGCCGGAGUAUGGUGAAGGGUACAGCGACUUCAAUACCAAUUACAUUCAGGCUGCUGCCGCAGCCAGCGGUGGUAGCUCGGGAAGUCCGGUGGUGAACAUCGCGGGGAAUGCGAUCGCCCUGCAGGCCGGUGGUCGUGCAGACGGCGCCGCCACGGAUUACUUCCUGCCGUUAGAUCGCCCCCGUCGGGCGCUGGAAUGCAUCCGCCGGGGAGAGCCGGUCACGCGCGGAACCAUCCAGACGCAGUGGAUCCUCAAGCCCUUCGAUGAGUGCCGGCGAUUGGGCCUGACUCCCGAGUGGGAAGCCACUGUCCGCAAGGCGGCGCCUGCGGAGACCAGCAUGCUUGUGGCCGAGAUCAUCCUCCCCGAAGGCCCGGCCGACGGGCAGCUUGAGGAAGGAGAUGUGCUGCUGCAGGUCAAUGGAGAGCUCCUCACCCAGUUCAUCCGACUCGAUGACAUCCUGGACACCAGCGUGGGGAAGCCCGUCCGCCUACUCGUGCAGAGAGGCGGUCAGAAUGUGGAGCUGGAAUGCCAGGUGGGCGAUCUCCACGCGAUCACGCCGGAUCGGUUCGUCUCGGUGGCCGGCGGCACAUUCCACAACCUGUCAUAUCAGCAAGCGCGACUCUAUGCGAUCGCCACCCGCGGCGUCUAUGUCUGCGAGGCGGCGGGUUCCUUCAAGCUGGAGAACACGCUCUCCGGAUGGAUCAUCGAUGCCGUGGACAAGCGACCGACGCGCAACCUGGACGAGUUCGUGGAGGUGAUGAAAACCAUCCCGGAUCGAUCGCGGGUGGUCAUCUCGUAUCGCCACAUCCGCGAUCUGCACACCCGCGGCACCAGCAUCGUCUACAUCGACCGUCACUGGCACCCCAAGAUGCGACUGGCCGUCCGCAACGACACGUCCGGUCUCUGGGACUUUUCCGACCUGUCCGAUCCCAUCCCGGCGCUCCCGCCUGUUCCGCGCAAGGCGGACUUCAUCCAGCUCGACGGCGUCAAGCACUCGGCUGCGGCCGAAAUUGUGCGCAGCUUUGUGCGCGUGUCGUGCACCAUGCCCUUGAAGUUGGACGGGUACCCGCAGGCCAAGAAGACCGGGUUUGGCCUUGUGAUCGAUGCGGAGAAGGGUCUGGUGGUCGUCUCGCGGGCGAUUGUCCCCUACGACCUGUGUGACAUCAACAUCACCGUGGCGGAUUCCGUCAUCGUUAGCGCCAAGGUGGUGUUCCUGCACCCGCUCCAAAACUACAGCAUCGUCCAGUACGAUCCCAGUUUGGUCGAGGCGCCGGUGCAAAGCGCCCGUCUCAGCACGGAAUACAUCAAGCAGGGGCAAGACACUAUCUUCGUCGGCUUCAACCAGAACCUCCGCAUCGUGGUGGCCAAGACGGCGGUGACGGAUAUCACGACCGUCUCUAUCCCGGCCAACGCCUCGGCGCCCCGCUACCGCGCGAUCAACCUCGACGCUAUCACCGUCGACACUGGUCUCAGCGGACAAUGCUCCAACGGCGUCUUGCUCGGUGAGGACGGUGUGGUCCAGGCCCUGUGGCUGAACUACCUGGGAGAGCGCACGCCCAGCUCUCACAAGGACGUGGAAUACCACCUGGGCUUCGCGACACCGUCCCUGCUACCUCUCACCUCGAAGAUCCAAAACGGAACCAUCCCGCAACUGCGCAUUCUGAACAUGGAAAGCUACGUCGUCCAGAUGAGCCAGGCCCGCAUCAUGGGCGUAUCAGAGGAGUGGAUCAAGCGAGUCACGGAGUCUAACCCCUCGCGGCACCAGCUCUUCAUGAUCCGCAAGGUCGACUGCCCGCCUCCUGGCUUGGCCUCGGCGGCCGACUCGCUGCAGGAGGGCGACGUUAUCCUGACGCUGGACGGCCAGCUCAUCACGCGCGUCUCGGAGCUGGACAUCAUGUACGAUAAGGAGUCCCUCGAAGCUCUGAUUGUGCGAAACGGCCAGGAGAUGCGUGUGCAGGUGCCUACCGUUCCGACGCAGGAUCUGGAAACGGACCGUGCGGUCGUGUUCUGUGGUGCUGUCUUGCAGAAACCUCACCAUGCUGUUCGGCAGCAGAUUUCGAAACUGCAUAGUGAGGUGUAUGUUAGUGCACGGAGCCGCGGCUCCCCCUCAUACCAAUACGGCCUCUCCCCCACCAACUUCAUCACAGGCGUCAACGGCGUCCCAACACCCAACCUCGACCUCUUCGUGCGCGAAGUCAGCAAAAUCCCCGACAACACCUAUUUCCGCAUCCGCGCCGUGACAUUCGACAACGUGCCCUGGGUAGUGACCAUGAAAAAGAACGACCAUUACUUCCCCAUGUCCGAAUACCUCAAGGACGAAUCCCAGCCCUCAGGUUGGAAAACCGUCUCGCACGACAAGAGCAAGUACAAGGAUGGUAUUGCGCCUGAUGUGGCCAACCUUAACCCGGAUGCUAUGGAUGAGGGGUUUGAGGAGGGGGCGAGUGACGUUGAGCCGGAUGAUUGCUAG
Aspergillus campestris IBT 28561 is the source of this 3090-nucleotide messenger RNA. Its product is annotated as putative nuclear serine protease HtrA2/Nma111. NCBI's taxonomy places the organism in Eukaryota, Fungi, Ascomycota, Eurotiomycetes, Eurotiales, Aspergillaceae. The transcript is spliced from 4 exons. Gene Ontology annotation, biological process: proteolysis. The record is from RefSeq and is a predicted model, not a curated record. The coding region runs from base 1 to 3090 and encodes 1029 amino acids. Gene Ontology annotation, molecular function: protein binding; serine-type endopeptidase activity.